Colletotrichum orchidophilum is the source of this 882-nucleotide messenger RNA. RefSeq lists its product as uncharacterized. The transcript is spliced from 2 exons. The coding region runs from base 1 to 882 and encodes 293 amino acids. The record is from RefSeq and is a predicted model, not a curated record. Lineage: Eukaryota; Fungi; Ascomycota; Sordariomycetes; Glomerellales; Glomerellaceae.
AUGGCUUCACUACAUCUGCACGACCACUUCUACUCCAACAGGCACAGUAACCACGACAGUCAUUCCGCAUCGCCCGAGGCCGAGAAGAUGCUCAAGCACCCAAACGGCGGCCCCGGCCCCGAGGCUGAUGCCAUCCCCGACGGGUUGGAGGUCAACACCGGGGCGAACUACAGCACGGCGCCGCAGCCGUACCUGCCGGCCCAGGCGCAAGCGUACUAUGACCAGCAGCAGCACCAACUUGGAACGCCACAGACGAAGUACACCGAGACGACAUACGCCAAUCAUCAGCAUUCACCGAUGCCGGAAAAGCGCGCGGCGGUAGAAGAUGAGAGCAAGGACGAUGGGACCAUCUGCGGCUUGCGCAAGGCGACGUUUUGGCUGUUGAUUCUCUCCAGUCUGCUAUUCUGCGCAUUGGUCGGUGUGGCUGGUGGACUGGGCGCCAUGGUGGCGAGCAAAAACAACGAAAUCGCAAACCUCCAGUCCCCUUCCUCCUCGUCCAGCGCCUCGCCCACCCCGGUAUUAGCCGCCUUGGACCUAAGCAAACCCGCCGCCACGGACACGCCCAUCUCGCUCAACAAGUGCCCCAACACCGGCUCAACGCUGACGUACGAGGUGCCGGGAACGAACCUGACCUUCAGCAAGGACUGCGGGACGGAUUACCCGUUCAACGACAUUGCGCAGGUGCCGGCCAAGAACUUUGACGAGUGCGUUCGGUACUGCGCGGCGUUCAGCCUCCAGCCGCAGUCGAUAAAGGGGCCGUGCAAUGGCGUCGUGUAUAUUCGCGGGGACGAUCAGGGCGAGGAUAAUUAUUGUUGGAUUAAGUAUACCAAGAAUACGUCGCCGAACGCCAAGGAUUUUGCCGAGUCGGCCUGGAUUUUAUGA